This is a messenger RNA of Mesorhabditis spiculigera, 975 nucleotides long. NCBI's taxonomy places the organism in Eukaryota, Metazoa, Nematoda, Chromadorea, Rhabditida, Rhabditidae. The record is from the annotation of a GenBank genome assembly.
AUGGACAGCGACAGGGAGGUCACUGAAGCUUCGCCGGUGGAGCCUGAUCCUGAUGAGCUUGCCGCGAAAGUGACGUACCGAAAGAAGCAAGCAGCCAGCCCCGCCAAGCCCAAGCCUACCCGGAAAACGCACGCUCUCACCAAGCUGGACGAGGAUAUGGAGCGACGAAUAAAGGAGGGCAUUCCCGUAUUUUGCGACAGCGUCUGGGACACGCAAGAGCUCUCCGCCAACCUGAACAACUUUUUCAAAUACGCGCUCACCGCCACGGCGAAGAACAAGGAGAAGCUCUCGUCGAAAAAAUAUCCAGAGCUGCGCGCAGCGCGAAACGCGAUCCUAGAAUUGAACCGCACGAUCCUCGAGAACAUCCAGACCCGCGCCGGGCUCCCGAAGGACUUUGCCGAGUCUGCGAAGGAUUUUGGCCGCAUGUUUCCCAGCUCGCUGAAGCAACAGGCGGCUCUUGCCUUUUUCGUCAACGAGAACGAAGCGGAGCAGAACGCGAAAAGCAUGAAGAAGCAAACGCUGUGCUGUGCGGGCGAAGAACACGAUCAGCUGCACACUAAGAAGCCGUACAAAGGGCUCAGCCUGGUCGGCCCCGCCUACGAAGAGUCCGGCUUCGUGCUCAAGGAGGCGGAGCUGAUGCGUGGCAAGCAAUACGCGCUGUGCCGCCAGCACUUUGCGUUGUGCAAAAUUUACUACGAGCUCAUGUACAUGGAGCACAACAUGUUCGAGAACGCCCGCGCUCAGUUGAAGCGCUUCUCGUGGCUGGAGGGCGCCAGAUUCGACGAGCUCGAGGCCAGCGAACAAGUCGACAGGGUCGGGAAAGCCGUUUGCAGGGGAAUCGUCGCUGACGGCAUGGCCCGCUACUACAAGUUGCUCAUCUUCGGCACAACUGAGGAGCUCCAAGCUUGGGGCACCCGCCCGUACCACUAUGACCCUCAUGAGAACUCGCCGGAGAACGAUGAACCCGACGAAGAC